AUGCUAAACAUUCGCAUCUUCUUAUUUCUACUGUUGGUUAUUCCACUAAAUGUCUGUGCACAGGGAAUUCAAUGGCCUUACAACACCGGUUACCAUGUUGAUCAUUUUGGAAAUACGUUUCUUGGGCAACGAGAUAAUGGAUUUUUCAUCAUGUGCAACGGUGUUGGAUGCCCUGUUCGCGGUUGA
Molecule: messenger RNA, 186 nt
Organism: Strongylus vulgaris
Lineage: Eukaryota; Metazoa; Nematoda; Chromadorea; Rhabditida; Strongylidae
Source: the annotation of a GenBank genome assembly